AUGAAUCUACCGAGCGAGCUACUCCUUCACAUUGCGGGAUAUCUCUCCGAUGACCUUGAAGCUCUGCUCAACCUCGCCCUCCUCUCCCGGCGACUAUCCGCCAUCGCCCGACACGAGCUAUUCAAAGUGAUGGACAUCCGCGCUCUUGAAGAGGACUACAUGGAAGAGUACCUGCACCUCGUCCGCGAGCUCCGCGCGGUGCCCCCUUUCGACCACUAUGCGGACUUUCUUGGUGCCCACGCCCUCCACAAACUCACCCCUCGCAACCUCCCUAGGCUCCGUGCGUUCAGCAUCGCCGAGCUCAACCUCGUACGGACGAGCUGGGUCUGCCAAAAGGACCUCAGCGUGCUGGGCUCGAUCUCUUCCAUCACCACGCUCUCCCUCUCGCGCGUCGAGUUCUUCCAGCCGCUCGACAUGCUCGCCGUGAUCUGCUACCUCCCGCACAUCACUGCGCUCUCUCUUGACCGCGUCACGAUCCGCGGAGUGGACACCCCCGACCUGACCGCGGUCGUCACCAACCCGGCGCCCGCGGCCACCUUCGAAGACGCGGUCGAGCGUGCGAAGACGCGCCCGCAGCUCGCGCGGCUCGCGCUCGACAUGAAUCUCAUGGCCAUGCACGUCGCGCGGUGGCUGGCCGAUGAACCCAGCGCCCUCACCACGCUCUCUGUCGACCCGACGGCCUCCGACGCCCAGUUCAUGCUACCACACUUCGGACCGACCGUCGUACACCUCGCCGUGCCCCUUCGCUCGACCGGUCCCCUCGCGCCCGCCGAGUGGACGACACCCCUGCGUCAGUACACCGCGUUGCGCACACUAACGCUCUACAUCGACGCGUACCAGUGCUUCGCGUCCGCACCCACGUGCCAGUGGACGCGGCUCCUGCGCGUCCUGCAGCAGGGCGUGCCGCCCACGGCACGCGCGCAGCUCGACACGCUCACGCUCAGUGUGCACCUCGAAGAUCCCGACCUGCACCUGCUCGACGACGCAGUGUGCUGGUGGGCGCUCGACCCGCUGGACGACGUGCUUGCGGGGCCCGCGGGCGGGUAUACGGGUCUGAAGACGGUGGAGGUCGCGGUGGAGUGGACGAUGCCGGGGAGGAGGCGGAUGAGCCUGGAUUUGAGGGACGCGGCGGAGGCGGUUAUGAAGAAGAUCAGGAAAAGGAUGGGGAAGCUGGAGGGCGCGGGGAAGUUGGUUGUGAGGUAUGGGGUGUUGCGCGAGCUGAGCGAUUCCCUCAUCUGAGAUGAAGGGACUGCGCCUCACGCGUGCUUAUUUUCGAUUUUUGUAUGUGUUAUGCGGGCCGAAUGCUGGCAGUCACUCCGGGAGGUGUAAGUUGUAAUACCAUGUAGAA
Messenger RNA from Trametes versicolor FP-101664 SS1, 1348 nucleotides. RefSeq lists its product as uncharacterized. The transcript has 3 exons. Bases 1 to 1239 code for a protein of 412 amino acids. Lineage: Eukaryota; Fungi; Basidiomycota; Agaricomycetes; Polyporales; Polyporaceae. The record is from RefSeq and is a predicted model, not a curated record. Gene Ontology annotation, molecular function: protein binding.